Messenger RNA from Daldinia childiae, 759 nucleotides. RefSeq lists its product as uncharacterized. Bases 1 to 759 code for a protein of 252 amino acids. The transcript has 3 exons. Lineage: Eukaryota; Fungi; Ascomycota; Sordariomycetes; Xylariales; Hypoxylaceae. The record is from RefSeq and is a predicted model, not a curated record.
AUGGCUAGAAUUUGGUAUCGCACAUUCCGAGAUUUCUUUUCCACUCGGCGUCUCUGGCUGUUUCCUCUUCUUGCUGGUUUAUCUUGGUUUUUGACGCUCACUAUUUUACUGGUGAGAUGGCUUGCUAUCGGCCGUCCCCAAUAUCCCGGACAGGUGAAUCCAUAUGUCCCGUUUAUUAGCGACAUUGCUGCCCAUCAGUUUAAGCCCGUUUUCAUAAUUGGGUGUGCAGCUACCGGAGUUACGUUUCUUGGAACCAUGUUCUCGGUACAUCAUGUACGCUAUUCACCUAAUUUCUACGGACUGACAGACGACGCCCCGUGGCGACAGACCAUGAGUUUAAUUGCGCAGAUUGCUGGCAUUACUGCUGCUGUUAGCUUAAUAAACCUUAGUAUCUUUGAUACAGACGACGCGCAUGUACGACAUCGACACCUUCUUAUGGGUACAUUUGGAGGCCUUUUCGCGAGUGCGGUAACUACUACUGCUGUGUGGUGGGAUCAAAUUUGGGGUCCUAUGGUGUUUGUGGGCUUGAGGAAAUGGUGCAUCUUCAACACAAUUCUAGUGACCUGUCAGUUUGGUUGCGGACUAGCAUUCGUAAUUCUCAUGUAUGGUGGUUAUUUUAAGUCCUCGGGCAUACUUGAAUGGUGCCUGACCUAUCUCGGUUCCUUUUGGCUCGUUUCGUUUGUCGGAUACACAAUGUUCAGGGAAGGCGAUCGUCCUGUGUUUGAGGAUGAUGCUGAGCAGCAACCACUGUUAACAUAA